ACUGAUCUCUUCUCCAAUCCUUUUCGCGUGUCGCGUGGAACCGGCGGAGUGGCUGUUUCGCGGGCGUUGCGGUUCCCGUGGUUCUUGACCGCGUCCUGACCUUGCUCGCCGUCCGCUUCGCCAGUCUCAGGUCAGCUAGCCGGAAUGGCGCCCCUGCUGAAGCCCAAAGAGUCCGAACACUUGUACGCGGGUGACUACGUGCCCAACGAAGCCCGGAGCCGGAAAGGAAUCAACGCCGUACUCCUCGGACCGCCGGGCUCGGGCAAAGGAACUCAGGCACCUCUACUCAAAGAAGAAUACUGUGUCUGCCACCUGUCCACAGGGGACCUUCUGCGGAGCGAGGUCCGCUCAGGCUCUGCCCUGGGCCAGGAGCUCAAGGCGACCAUGGAGAGUGGGGCUCUGGUGAGCGACGACGUAGUGGUACGCCUGGUCAGCAAGAGCCUCGACGCCCCAGAGUGCCGCAAUGGAUUCCUCCUCGAUGGGUUUCCGCGCACCGUCGUGCAGGCCGAGAAGCUGGACGAGAUGCUGGAGAAGAGGCGCACCCCCCUGGACUCCGUGGCCGAGUUCAGUAUCGACGACAGCCUGCUGAUCCGGCGCAUCACGGGACGGCUGACCCACCUUCCCAGUGGCAGGUCCUACCACGAGGAGUUCAACCCACCCAAGCAGCCCAUGACGGACGACGUGACUGGCGAGCCUUUGGUGCGGCGGUCGGACGACAAUGUGGAUGCCCUGAAGAAGCGACUGGAGGUGUACCACAAGCAGACAUCGCCUCUGGUGGGCUACUACCAGAAGCGGGGGCUGCACACCCGGAUUGACGCGUCCCUACCACCCAAGGCAGUCUUCGAGAACAUCCGCAAAACCUUUGAGGCUGCCAAGAGCAAAGACUACGUCCUCUUCCUCUGAUUUGUUGGGGGGCAAAUAAAAGCAGUUGCUGUUUGUUCUGGGUUGACUCCCACCAGAACAGGCAGCACAGAAACGUUGCCUGUUUCAA
Molecule: messenger RNA, 991 nt
Organism: Ixodes scapularis (black-legged tick)
Lineage: Eukaryota; Metazoa; Arthropoda; Arachnida; Ixodida; Ixodidae
Product: adenylate kinase
Exons: 5
Coding region: 145-903 (252 amino acids)
Biological process (GO): ADP biosynthetic process
Cellular component (GO): cytoplasm; mitochondrion
Molecular function (GO): ATP binding; AMP kinase activity
Source: RefSeq, a predicted model, not a curated record